Paramecium pentaurelia is the source of this 1771-nucleotide messenger RNA. The record is from the annotation of a GenBank genome assembly. Lineage: Eukaryota; Ciliophora; Oligohymenophorea; Peniculida; Parameciidae.
AUGUUUAGCAGUGAAAGUAUGCAAGAGCAUAUUUUGUAUGAUAAAAUCUAUUAAUACCUUUGGGUUAAAUCAGAAACUGCCAAUCCUCCUGCCAUCCUGAUUCCUGAUACUGUCAUACUUAUUCGUUCUAUGCCCAUCUAUUGGUAUUACACAGAUAAAGAAACAGGUGAAAUCAAAAAGAAAAUGAGAAAGAAUGUUACUAAACAAAAUAUAAAGUAAACUUGGAAUCAACAAGUUGGCCGAGGUGGUGUUGUAGCAUACCUUUUACAUUUUAUGUAUGCGUUGUUCCCUACUAAUUUGCAAGUGAUAAUUUAGAUCUGAAUUACCCUCCAGAAAAGUUUCAAAUCAGUGGCUAAAUCCAAGUGAUAUACUUUGAUGUUGAAGGAUUCAAUAAAUUUAUGGAUGGCCACUUUGAAUUACCAUUUGGUAUUUUAUAACAAUUCAUUGAACCAGCAGAUGAUCGCAAUUGUAAAUUAACUAAUCAUUAUUUCAUAGCCCAAAUUCAAGCCUUCUGGAGUAAAUCAGUCACUCUAUUUACUAAAAGAGUUUGCAAGAAAUCUUUCACCAAUAAGUCCAUGAACAUUUAUGAACGACAUUGUACUUUCGAAGGACCUGAAUAUUUCAGUGAAGCAAGUAUCAUUAUCUCCUUCAUAGUUCAUUUAAGCAUAAGUGAAAGAUUUCUAAUCCUAAAGAAUCUCUGAACAAAUCGAUAAAAUGAUAUCUCAUCUAGAUGCUAUCUCUUAUGGCAAAUUAAAUAUAUCACAAGGAACUUUCUAUUUCAAAGUAGAUAAAAAAGCUAGAUGUUGGUUCCUAUUUUGUGGUAAUCUUAAAUUUGAAGAUGAUAAAUAACUUAAGAAUCUACCUAAAGAUCUAUAUACCUAAUCUCAAAUCAAAGUAUAAUUUCAUCCUAUAAUUCAAAAGAUUCCAAAAUCAAUUGAUAAUUUGAUGUCUGUUUACAAUUCAAGACCUCUAUAAUUGAAUAGAGAACAUAAGUGUAUCAGAUGUGGUUAAUUGGAGAAAGGAUCAAACUUUGUAGAAGUCCCAUAUCAUUUCUUAAUUGAUUUAUCUGAAAAUCCACUUCCUGUUGAAUAAUGGCCUCUCGAAGUUAAGAAAUAAGCCAAAUAAGUCAAACUUAGUGGUGCAAACCAAGAAAAGAUUGCAUAUGUCAAUACUAUAUCUUAAAUCCCAAUGACCUUAUAGAAAAUACAUGAAAAAUUAAAUAUUCAAAACUAUCAAGAAUUGAAAUAAUCUUAAGGAUUUAAAUAUAAAACAAUAGCAGUUUGUUUAGAUUGUUAUUUCAUAAUGGGUAUGUAGAUAUGUAUUAUAAUUAGUUGAAAACCAAGAAAGAAUUGCUAUGUAAGAGGUUACAUCUAAAGGGAAAACCAGUAUGCCAAGAGUAAAAUCUAAGCAAAUUUAAAGAAAAGAAUAGAGUCUUAAUCAAUUUCUCAACUCAACUCAAUUAUUUAAGUAAGUAAAAUCUGUGAAAAACAUUUAAAUUAAAUAAGUGGCUUCUCAGACUCCCACUCCAAAAUAAAAUACUAUUUAGAAAUAUGUUAGUCUUAGAUUGACAAAUUGUAAAUCAAUAACUCCUAUAAAAUAUUCAAUUGAAGUUCCAUCAACAGCUGAUUAUUUGUCAAGGAAGACAAAAUCUACAUACUAAGAUAUGAGUUCGACUUACAAAUUCAAGAAUAGUAGAGAUAACUAUAAUCAAUCAUUACAAGAGAGAUAAUAAAAUAGAUUGAUAGAAAUAAAAGAUGAAUAAGAAUAAUGA